Molecule: messenger RNA, 572 nt
Organism: Ctenocephalides felis (cat flea)
Lineage: Eukaryota; Metazoa; Arthropoda; Insecta; Siphonaptera; Pulicidae
Product: serine/arginine repetitive matrix protein 2-like
Exons: 3
Coding region: 225-572 (115 amino acids)
Source: RefSeq, a predicted model, not a curated record
CAAAGCGAUUCCUUGAAUAAAUUGUCAAAAUAAUAAAACAUGGUGGAUGUGUUACUUCGUAAUUGUUAAAGAAAAUAUAUGUUAAAAGAAAAGUAUUAUUUUAUUCGGAAGUAAACUCAUAAAUAAUUAAAUAAAUUCAUUCAUAACAUAACAUAAAUGAGGCACAUACGCUAAUUUAUAUUUUGGCUCAAUCACGACAGAAUUAUCGAUCGUGAGCCUGCAAUAUGUAUAAUGGAAUCGGUUUGCAAACCGCAAGAGGCUCCGGCACAAAUGGACAUGUUCAAAGAAAUUGGGCUUCUGUCAAACCCUUUAAAGAUAAGGUCAAAUAUAGAACUGACGAAGACAUAGCAAAACUUGAAGCCACAUCUAUUAGACAGCCCAAUAAAGGAAUUUUGGAUCAUGAAAGAAAAAGAAAAAUUGAGGUCAAGUGUACCGAAUUGGAAGAUCUUUUAGAAGAACAAGGAUUACCAAAAGCUGAUAUUAUUGUGAAAGUAAUGGAAUUCCGCACAAAGAUGACCAUGUUAGACGAUCCUGUUAGUUUACCACAAGAUGAAUUUGGUCGAGUAAUGUAA